UAUCAAGCAAGCAUUUCGUGGUAAUAUUUUUGAAUAUCUAGGCAAAUAUUUGAAAGUUAGGAGGGGGGGGCCCGGGCCCUCCCCCCCUGCCCCUACCUGGCUACGCCCAUGAUUACAGCAGAGGAAUCGCAAAAUACGCGUUUGGUUUGCAGUUCGAAUCCUCCUUCCUAUCCCCCAACUGUAAGCUCUGAAGUACCAAAAGUAUACACGAAGCUGCUGCGUCUAAUCGAAUUUGAUACUGUUGUCGCCACACAUGGCCCUGGCAUGGAUGUGGAUGAACUGCCACCACACAAGCGUAAAUCGAAUAGUGAACUUGGACCACCUGCCAAGCAGCAAAAGACAAUUUAUCCAGCCUAUUUUAUACCAGAAUUAGCGCACGUUAUUGCGAUGUUUUUUAAUCUAUCACAGGAAUUGUCGAGACAUGAAAUACCAAAUAGCGGCUUGCAAGUGGAAGCUAAGACUAUGUUCAAACAGGCCAAUUAGCUUAUGCAAUUAGUAUUUGACAGCUGUGUGUUUUGAUUUUACUUGUGAAAAAUUCGGCGCGGAAAAUGGAGAAAACUUGAGUUUAGGACGAAUUUUACUAGCAGUCAAUACUGUCAAAAUUUGAUUGCAGCUUGGCAUUGUUGAGAAAAAGAAGGAGAAAUAAUUUGGUAGUCCUUCAAA
This is a messenger RNA of Rhagoletis pomonella (apple maggot), 663 nucleotides long. Its product is annotated as mediator of RNA polymerase II transcription subunit 14-like. The coding region runs from base 109 to 483 and encodes 124 amino acids. The transcript is spliced from 3 exons. Lineage: Eukaryota; Metazoa; Arthropoda; Insecta; Diptera; Tephritidae. The record is from RefSeq and is a predicted model, not a curated record.